AUGGAGGACGCAUCAGGUCCACUCACCGUCGCUGCCCAGGUGCAGUCUUUGGCCCCUGACCAGUCAACCCGCGUCAGACGCAUCAGUUUCACCGACUUCCCUGCAGAAGUCAAGAAUCUGAUCUACUACUACCUUUGUCGUGACCGCACCAAGAGAGCUAUCAACUUGUGCGUCCUGAGCCCUGCCUGGAAGAGUCCUUCACCCCCUACCGCCCUCAUGAACACCUGCUCGUCCAUCGCAUCCAGAUUGAUGCCUGUCUACUUCAGCAACUGCCUGUUCACCAUUGACACCACUCACAAAGCCAAUGCUCAACUUCUUACCGGAGCAUUCGAGUGGCUCAAGAAUGUCGGAGACAAGAGCAGUGCCCACUUCCGUCGCUUGCAUGUCAUCCAUGAAUUCAUCCUGCCUCCUAGACCUCAGGAUAAUUUCGCUACUGAUCCCUACGAAGUCAUGAUCAGCAUCACCGACGAAGAGCAGAUCAUCAUCGAAGAGAUCAGGGGCCCCUCCAAGUGUCUCAGAGAGAUGGACCUGCGCCCUUCGUUUAGGAGACUGUAUUUGCGCCUCGACAAACAGCUGACUGACGACCUCGUCGAGAUGCUCACCCACCGCAUUUACAACAAUCAGACUGCAGGCAUGGGUGUGACCGAGUUUGAGAUCAUCCUGGAGCGCAUCAGCUUCCACGUGUCCAGGUUCAAGAAGGCUCGCGAGGACUUGCAAAGAGAGGAAUUGGAGAAUACUCCGACUGAAAUAGGCGCCGAGAACAAAGAAGAAGGGUUUCUCGUCACAGCUCUCCGCUUCUUAGACCUCUAUCACAAUGCACAAUCUUAUCUCGCACAGACGCACUUCCACUGA
Molecule: messenger RNA, 852 nt
Organism: Aureobasidium musti
Lineage: Eukaryota; Fungi; Ascomycota; Dothideomycetes; Dothideales; Saccotheciaceae
Source: the annotation of a GenBank genome assembly